Molecule: messenger RNA, 1792 nt
Organism: Aphanomyces astaci
Lineage: Eukaryota; Oomycota; Saprolegniomycetes; Saprolegniales; Verrucalvaceae
Exons: 4
Coding region: 37-1740 (567 amino acids)
Molecular function (GO): RNA binding
Source: RefSeq, a predicted model, not a curated record
GGCGUUGGAUCACAGCAUCAGCGCAUUUCCCCCAUCAUGGCCGACGAACACGACGUGGCGAGCACCUCCGCGGCCAAGAAGGCCUCGAAGAAGCAGAAGAAGCAACAGAAGCAGGAAAAUGCCGACGUAGAAGCAGCAGCCCCGGUUACGGAACAGUCUGUGGCUGCGGAUGAGACCGCUGUCAAGUCCAAAAAGGCUUCGAAGAAAUCGAAACAGCAAAAGCAGGAAGCUGUCGACGUAGAAGCAGCAACAGCCCCGGUUGCGGACCAGACUGUGACCACGGUUGAGCCCACGAAGGCUUCGAAGAAGUCGAAAAAGCAAAAGAAAGAAGCUGCUGAUGUCGAAGUCCCCGUGCAGGUUGUCGAACUCGUGCCGGAGCUGGCGUCAUUCUUUUCAACCAGUUCCCAGGUGUUUGGCAAGCGCAUUGAGCCAGAAAUCAAACUCCCCGUGGUGGUCGCGCCGGGUGCUGACGAUUCUACCAGCGAACAACUCGCCGCCGUCGUCGCCUCAACCUCCACACCUGCGCCACCUCAAUCCAGGGACGCGGUGGCCAAGAAGGUCAAGAAACCCAAACACAAAAAGGUCAAGGCAUUGGCGGAAGCUGCCGCCGCCGCCGCAGCCAGUGGUGGCGAUGGCGCCGACUUGGCGACCAAGCCCUCCACAGAGACCCCCGUCGUAGUAGCCGCUUCCUCCCCCACGAUCCAAGAAGAAGAAGAAGAAGAGAACGCCGUCGAUGUAAAGGACCCGCGCACCAUCUUUGUCGGCAACGUAUCCCUGGAAGCCACCGCCGCCGACGUGAAAAAGUUUUUUGCUUCGUGCGGCAAAGUCGAGUCAGUUCGGCUUCGGUCGGUGCCCGUGGCCGGCUGCAAAGUCGACCAAAACGGCAAACAAAACCUCGUGAAAAAGGUGUGCGUAAACAAGAAGCUGUUUGUCCAAGGCCGAGACUCGUGCAAUGCGUACGUUGUGUUUGCUACCGACGCCAGUGUCGACGCUGCGUUGAAGUUGAAUGGCUCGGAAUUUUUCAACAAAGUUCUCCGCGUGGACCGAAAAGCAGUGUCCAUGGACGCCAAGCGCUCGGUGUUUGUGGGCAAUUUAGCAUUCAACGCAACCGACGACGACGUGCGCAGCCAUUUUGACAAAAUUCUGCGGGAAGACGCCGACACCGCCGCCGUCGAAUCGGUGCGCAUCAUCCGCGACAAGGUGACGCAUCUCGGCAAAGGGUUUGGUUACGUCUUGUUCAAGGACUUGAGCACGGCCGCCAAGGCACUGUCGCUGCAUGGUUCCAAGAUGGGCAAGCGCGAACUGCGCGUGACCGUGUGUGGCAAACGCUUUAAAAAUACCCACGGGGACAAGAAGCCCGAGCUCAAAUUCGAAGGCCGCCGAGCGCACCCCGGGGCCCAACUGCGGCUGCUCAAGAAGCGGAAGGCGGAGGAACCUGCGGACGGGGCGCCCCCGUCCAAGCUGCCGGGCCAGAAGAAGCCUGGGUUUAUUGUGCGGGGAGAGAAGAAGCCAUUUGAUAAGACCAACAAGGCGCCAUUUGAUAAGACCAGCAAAAAGCCAUUUGAUAAGACCAACAAAAAGCCUUUUGACAAGAAGAAGGGCGGAGGAGCCAAGGGCUUCAACUCGUUCAAGAAGGGCGGGUACCAGGACAAGAGCAAGGCGUCCAAAGCCCCACGUGCGAAAAUCCAAAAGCCAAAGCACGCUGCCCGCAAGGCCCGGCAAGCGUUGGAAAAGGCGUAAAUGGGAACAAAUCAAAACGUGUGCUGAAUAUUAAGUUAUUCGUGCGACUGCA